This is a messenger RNA of Octopus bimaculoides (California two-spot octopus), 1371 nucleotides long. RefSeq lists its product as uncharacterized. Lineage: Eukaryota; Metazoa; Mollusca; Cephalopoda; Octopoda; Octopodidae. Gene Ontology annotation, biological process: regulation of transcription by RNA polymerase II. The record is from RefSeq and is a predicted model, not a curated record. Gene Ontology annotation, molecular function: DNA-binding transcription factor activity, RNA polymerase II-specific; RNA polymerase II cis-regulatory region sequence-specific DNA binding. Gene Ontology annotation, cellular component: nucleus.
AGGAAAACCCAAUGACUAUUCUUAUUCGAAUCAACAUGGAAACGGCGGUAAUGCUGGCGGCAACGGUUCAAACGCAGGCAGUGGCGGCGGUGCUGGAACGGGUAACGGUCUUGGCAACACGAUAGCCAAUGGUUCGAGUCAGAACGGAAGUCCCGGAAGUGGAGGCAACGGCGUCGUCAAUGGAAACAGUAUGGGCGUCUUAACAGGCGCAGGUAAUAACAGCGGCAGCAGCGGUGGAGGCGGAAGUGCUGGUGGCGGCGGAGUUGGUGGUGGUGGCGUUGGUGGUGGUGGAACCGGUCGCACGAACUUUACCAAUAAGCAAUUGACGGAACUCGAGAAAGAGUUCCACUUUAAUAAAUAUCUAACUCGUGCCAGAAGAAUCGAAAUCGCGGCUGCUCUGGGACUGAACGAGACGCAGGUGAAAAUCUGGUUUCAAAAUCGUCGCAUGAAACAAAAGAAACGACUCAAAGAGGCUCAAGGAACAACAGGUGCCAACGGCCCUGGAGGUCUGGAGAACUGUGCCUUGAUAACAGACAGACUGAAUGUUCCAACUAUGGCACUUUGUAACGAGAGCAGAUGAUCUGAGCAAAGACAAUCACCAAGACGUGAGAGAGGUACAGAUAGAUAAACAGAGAGAAAGAGAGAGAAAGAAUGAGAGAGUGAGAGAGAGAGAGGUAGAGUGGAGUGAAAGAGAAAAGUGGUGAUGGUGGUGGUGUGAUGGUGGUGGUAAGAUGGCCGCCGCGAGAAGAGGGGAAACCAAAUGAAAGCGGAAGUGGGGAGAGAGAUAAAAUAUAGAAAUUAGGAAGGGGAAGAAAAAGAAGAAGAAGAAGAGAUAUGUAUAUUCAGAAUUAUAUAUACAAGUAAAGAAAGAAAAUGGAAAUGGUGGCGAGAAGAGGAAGAAAGGAUGCAAAGUAGAAAAGAAUGAGGUUAAUAAUGAAAUGGUGAUUUAAAGGAAAGAAGGAAUAUAAAUAAAGAAAAAAAAGGAAAGAAAAGAAUAUGUAAGAGAAAGAGUAAUUCUACAAAAAUAUGAAUAUAUGACAAAUAAAUACGGGGUACAGCAAACGCUAAGAGGAGUGAGUGAGAAUGUUAGAAUGGCGGAGAAAGAGAGGUUGUGAUUGUGAUAGAGAGUGAAGGAGAGAAGAUCUGUGUGUGCAAGACAGAGAAAACAUAAAGGAGGUAAGUGUGAGAACGAGGGAGAGAAAGCGUGAGAGAGAGAGAGAGAGAGAGAGAGAGAGAGAGAGAGAGAGAGAGAGCAAGAAGGGGCAAAGAAAUGAGGGUGUGUGUGAGAGCGAGAGAGAGAAAAGGGUAAAGGAGAGCGACAGAGUAAGAGAGAGUGUAUGUGUUAGUGAGACAGAUAUAUACAUAUAUAUG